AAAAAUCAAUCUACAGAGGGCGCUUUUAAUUACCCAGCCACGUAAGUCAGGGUCGUAUUUUUAUUCUAAAAAAUAAUUUAUAGACAUUUAUUGGCUCUAUCUAGUGAAUAUGUGAGAAUGGUCUAACAACCUAAAAGUGCGUGUACAGUUUUCUUGUGUAUAUACUUUAUAUUGAUUGCGAUUGAUCAGCCAUGUCUAACUUACCACCAAAUCCUUACAACAGUACUCCCGGAGCACCAUUGACAAAUGCCAACCCAGGCCCACCACUAUUUAGUAAUAGUCAGCAGUUUAAUCAGGUGCCUGUAAGCCAAUUACCUCCAAGCCAACUGCCACCUGGUUAUUCAGGAUUGAAACAAGAUACAAACUCAAACAGCCCUCUCCAUGCUCAUCGGAACAGUGGUCUGCAGAAUGUGAAUAACUAUAAUCAAAGUGCUAGCAGUUCUCCUGCAUUUAAUAAUCCUGGGAUUCAUUUGCCCCAGACAAGUCUGCAAUCUUCACCAAUGCGGCCACCUAUAAAACCAACUUCUAUGACUCCUAGUCCUAGUUUUCAGCAGUCUACUACAUCAGGAAGUCCAAGACUGGUUUCUAAUGCUAAUCCUUCACCUGUACCAUAUUCUAACUUUCAACCUCAGUCGAGACAAAUUAAUGAUAAUGCACCUCCUCUUAUUUCUUCUAGUCAGUACAAUCAGCCCCUUGUUAAUGGACCUCCUAUUCCUUCUCAGCAUCCUAUAUCUCAGCCUCAGGGGCAAUAUCCCAUAUCAUCAAGUUCAUUAAACACUCCCCCUAUUGGAAUGAGGCCUCCUGCUAGUGUUGCCAACUUUGGGCCACCACCUAUAAAUGCAGCACAUGGUCCACCUCAGGGACCUUUACCCAAUCAACCAAACAUACCAAUUUCGGGCCCACCAAGAAAUAGUCCUCAUUUACCUGGACCUAAUAUAACAGGACCAUCUCAAUUUAGUAGUUCAAAAUCCUCAACUGGACCUCCUGUGGGACCCGGUCAGCCAAUUGGAUUUAAUGGUCCCAACUUUGGACCUCAAUCAGGACCUCCAUCUGGACCUUUAAAUAAUACCUUUGGAGGUGGUUCAUCAAGUGGAUUAAUGCCUCCUGCUAGUGGCCCACACACAGGACCUCCGGUAAGUGGAGGUUCAUUACAAUCAUAUCCUGGACCAUAUCAAAAUGGACCAUCAGGACAUAGUCAACCAAUGGGUCUUCCUGGUCCUCCUAGUGGUCAGAUAAUACCACAAAAUUCUGCUGCUCCACAAAGUAUACCACCACGAGCCCAGGCUCUACCCUCAGGCCCACAAAGUAUGCCACCAGUUGGAAAUCAAAUGGGUCGUCUGCCUACUGGACCUCCUCCUAGUGCUUCAAGUGGAUUGCCCGGCCCUCCAAGUGGACCACCUGGCCCUCCAAGUGGACCGCCUGGUCCUCCAAGUGGACUGCCUGGUCCUCCAAGUGGACUACUAGGCCCUCCAAGUGGACUUUAUGGUCCUACAACUGGACCACUCGGUCCUCCAAGUGGACAACCUGGCCCUCCAAGCGGACCGCUUGGAGCACCAAGUGGACUAUCCAAUCCUCCAAAUGGACCAUAUGGUCCUUCAAGCGGAGCAUCUGGUUCUCAGAAUGGGCCACCUGGCCCUCCGAGUGGACCAUUGGGACCUCCAAGUGGACCAACCUGUCCUCCAAGUGGACCAUUGAAGGGCAAUAUGCAGAAUCGAUACCCCCAAAUGCCACAGAGUAAUUACAUUAAUCACCAGCCCAUAGCAGCACAACAGAUGGGGAAACAACACACACAACAGUAUGGUGCUCAGGGAUUGACCCAGCAAAUGGGGCAGUUGAGUGUGACGAAACAAGGUUUUGAUCAACUAUGGGGUCACCAUAUGAUUGAUCUUCUACAAUGCAGGCAUGUGUUACCUGAAUAUCCAGAAGAUCCACCAGAGAUACGAUUGGGACACCAGUUUGCUGAGUCACCUAAUUGCAGCCCUGACAUUUUUCGAUGUACAAUAAAUCGCAUUCCUGAAACAAUUAAACUAUUGGAGAAGUCACGACUGCCUCUAGGGAUAUUGAUUCAUCCUUUCAAAGAUUUGAAUCACCUGCCUGUUAUCCAAUGCUCUACGAUAGUGCGAUGUCGCGCGUGUCGCACCUAUAUCAACCCGUUCGUUUACUUCGUUGAUUCGAAGCGUUGGAAGUGCAACCUCUGCUAUAGAGUCAAUGACUUGCCAGAGGAGUUCCAAUAUGAUCCAGUGAGCAAGUCGUACGGUGACCCGUCCCGGCGGCCGGAGAUUAAGUCCGCUACGAUCGAGUUCAUCGCCCCCAGCGAGUAUAUGCUUAGGCCCCCGCAGCCCGCCGUCUACCUGUUCCUUCUGGACGUGUCGCAACUAGCACGGGAAUCAGGAUACUUGCAAGUGGUAUGUGACACAUUGAAGAACAACUUGGACCAAUUGCCCGGCGAUGCGCGCACGCAAGUCGGUUUUAUCUGUUUUGACGCGCACAUACACUACUACUUCAUGAGUGACGGACUUACGCGGCCCAAGGAGAUGACCGUUUUAGAUAUCGACGAUGUGUUCCUGCCGUCCCCGGAGUCGCUGCUGGUGAACCUGGGCGAGCGGCGCGAGCUCGUCAAGGAGCUGCUGAGCAUCCUGCCGCAGCGGCACUCGCAGCCAGGAGCGGCAGCCUGCGCGCUCGGCGCCGCGCUGCAGGCCGCCUACAAACUGAUGGCUCCCACUGGUGGCCGCAUCACCGUAUUCCAAACGUGUCUUCCCAAUAUUGGACCUGGAGCGUUACAGUCACGCGAGGACCCAAAUGCGCGGUCAGCGAAAGAGGUAGCGCAUCUGAAUCCGGCGACGGAUUUCUACAAGCGGCUGGCGCUUGAUUGCAGCGGCGCACAGGUCGCCGUCGACUUGUUCCUCCUCAACUCGCAGUACUCGGACCUCGCCACGCUCAGCGGUAUGAGCAAGUUCAGCGCGGGCUCGGUGUACCAGAUCCCGAUGUUCCGCGCGAACCGCAGCUGGCAGGCGGCCGCGCUGGUCCGUCUCUUCACGCGCUACUUAACCAGGAAAAUCGGCUUUGAGGCGGUUAUGCGCGUCCGCUGUACCAGGGGAAUAUCAAUCCACACGUUCCACGGCAACUUCUUCGUGCGCUCGACGGACCUUUUAUCUUUACCAAACGUGUCUCCUGACGCCGGCUUCGGAAUGCAGCUCAGCAUCGAGGAGUCGCUUGCUGAUUUGCAACAAGUCUGCUUCCAGGCCGCAUUGCUCUAUACCAGUAGUAAAGGUGAACGUCGCAUUCGAGUCCAUACACUGGCUUUGCCACUAGCUAGCAACCUACCCGACGUGCUACACGCCGCUGAUCAGGCUUGCAUCAUCGGUUUACUCGCUAAGAUGGCCGUGGACCGGUGCGCGAGCGCGUCGAUGUCGGAGGCGAAGGAGGCGCUGAUCAACGUGGCGGUGGACGCGCUGUCGGCGCACCGCCUGGCGCAGAACCUGCCCGCCGGCGCCGCCUCGCACGCGCUGCACGCGCCCGCCGCGCUGCGCCUGCUGCCGCUCUUCCUGCUCGCGCUGCUCAAGCGGAAAGCAUUCCGGACAGGUGUGUCGACCCGGCUGGACGAGCGAGUCGCGGAUAUGUGUAAUAUGAAAACGUUGCCGCUGGCACAGUUACUGCGCGCCGUGUACCCUGACCUGUACCCCAUACACGAGCUUGAACAGUACACAUCAGCACCGCUGGAACAUACGGACCCCGCGGACCCUAACGCAGAUCCUAACGCGGAGGAUGACGAUGGAGUGCCCGACCCGCCGCGGCUGCAUCUCACUGCAGAGAGAAUAAACUCGAACGGCGCGUACCUGCUGGACGACGGCGAGACGAUGAUCGUGUACGUGUGCCACGCGGUGAGCCCCGCGUUCCUGUCGGGCGCGCUGGGCGUGGCGGCGCACAGCCAGCUGCACGACGAGGCGCGCGCGCUGCCGCGCCUGCGCACGCGCGCCAGCGCGCUGCUGCACGCGCUGCUCGACCGCCUCAACGACGAGCGGCCCUACGCCUCGCCCGUGCUGCUACUCAAGGACAAUUCUCCAUCCCGCACGUUAUUCACGGAACGGUUGGUCGACGAUCGAGUAGAGUCCGCAUUCUCCUACUACGAGUUCUUACAGCACGUGAAAAACCAAGUGAAAUGAGUGACGGGUGAUAAGUUAGUGACUAUUGUAAAGGACUCGCCGAUUGCGCGGCUCAAGCCAACACGCUGUAGGUAGUGAAAGUCCAGCGAAUGCCGCUACGCACCAGUGUCACACUGCCCUAGAUUUGAUAAGUAUACUACGAGUUUCACUCGGCAAUACCAUUCUAAAAUAUUAUUUAGUGAUUGUAAAAGUCAUUGACUGGUUAGGGAAAGCCAAUAUUGAUUUUUCACUGUAAAUAUGUUGUUACGGUAUUAGGUAAAUGGUAGGGGAUCUGACACUCAGUGUGCGGAUUGUAUAGAUUGAUAAAAAUUUUAAACUGACUGUCUUGUUCAUAGAAAUGUGAAACGUCUAAGCCAAUUUUUACUACUGUUUUCUGUCUCUUUCAUUCAGAUAAGAAUUUAGCUAGAAGGAAAGAGAUGGAAACACAUUAAUAGCUGGAAUAGGUUUAUCAGAUGUUUGACGUUUUAUGAGUAGGAUGAUUAGGCUGUUGAAAAUGUAAUGUAUGAAGUCCAAAGAUUCGGAAUAUAUAAUAAUUAUACAUAUUCAUGUUACUAAAUGGUUGCUAUGUCCAUUAAUAUGUUUACAGAUUUGCUUGAAGAUGAAAAUGUUACAGCUUUGAAUUGGAAACCCUGUAAGGGUUAUCUGAUAGAUGUCGCUAUGUGUUGCCAUAUUAUUUUGUGCCAACAUACUAAAAUUGUUAAAAGUACUGCACAAUCUGAAAGAGCAUAUUACAUUACUUAUUAGGGUAAUAUAUUGCAUCUCAUUUUGGCAUCAGAUCAUAUGUUUUAUUUACUUAUGUGUUAAUAAAACCUGUAUACAUUAUAUAUUUAAUGAAAAUACAAAAUCGUUCUGUUAGAAAUGAUUAGUUUGCAUCUGAAAAUAUCUAUGUUCCUAUAAAUCGUCAAUUUAGCGUACAAGUGAUUUAAGUAAUAUUUUGUUUAAUUUAAUUAUCUGUAUUUUUACAUUGUUGGCAACACUAUAUUAAAUGAUUAAAUUAUUAUGUCAAAAGAUUAGAAUAAUAUUUUAUAAUUUUGAAAUAUACCAGUAUAGUAAAACAACUGUAAGACAUAAAUUGAGAUUAAAUAAAUAAUAAUGGCAGGGUAAGCAUUUAUUUAAAUAUUAUCUAGGUAUUUUGGAGGCUUUUUUCACUUAGCAGAUUUUUGAGGAAAUUAAGAUAUCUACAUUUAACAGUUUACUUUUUUCUUUGCCUUUUUUUUUCUAUAUCUUCGCAGACAGUGAGUAAUAUUCGAUAACUUCUUUUAUUCGAGUUUAUUCCUAUGUUGGCCUCAUACUGAUUUUGUCGAGUGAGAAAGAGAGUAUGUGUGUAUAAAAAAGGAGUAUGUUUCUACUAUAUAAUGUGAUAACAAAAUAAUAUCUAUAGGUGACGGUUACCACUUUCCAUCAGGUGGGCCGUCAGCUUGUUUGCCAUUCUAAGUGGUAUAAAAAAAAUGUUAAUACAUAAUAGUAGUCGUGUGGUAGUGGUGAGGGUUGUAACACAUUUUUGGUCGUAUUCGUUAUGUGUUGUUACUUUUAGUUGUAACUUUAUAGGCGACGGAUCCUCAUGCCCUCCAAAGAACGAAACGUGACAAUAAUAUGUUUUAUAGAAUGAAUUUUAAAAAUUCAACUCUUUGGACUGAGAUUAGAUCUUACUAUUCCCAGUUCGCAGCCAAGUGUUGAUCGCUAUUUUUUUUUUUAUUUGUAAGGUCAUAAACUAAAACACUUAAAAAUAUGCAUUAAACAAAUAGGUGUUUAGCUUUUUAUUACAAGCACAAAAUAUUACUUUGAUCACUUGUGCGGUGUUUUUUCAUGUAUUGCUUACGUAGAGCGACAUGUAAAGCAAGCACACGGCCCACCUGAUGGAAAGUAACCGCCGCCUAUACGCAUGAAUAGCAUUACGUAAUCACACAUCACAUAAUUCCAUAUACAUAUUUAUUUCUUGUGUACCCUCAUGAUCAUAAUGGAAUGUUGGAAUUGAAAAACUGAGUGAGUUUUAUAAUUAUGUUUAUUAAUAAUAUUGUCCUAAUCAUAAAAAUGUGAAAUCUAUAAUUAUUUUAACUGUUAUUGUUUUUUCUCACUUUCUUUCAUAUUGAUAAUUUGGCUCGAAAGAAAGAGAAACAUACCUAAUAACUGAAGAUAUGAAUGGAUAAAUGUGAUAUGUUACAUUUUCAAAUUUUCGCUAUUCUAUGCAUGAAUGGGAGGUGCUAUAGAAAUAUCUAUAUAUUCUAGUUCUAUUAUCUAUAACCCAAUAAUGGAUAUAUAUGUAUAUAUGUCCAAUGUAUAACAUCUAAAUGAAGAACGCAAUCGAAAUGAAUAUUAAUAUCCGACCAGUAUGGGCUAUACCGAAAUGGGUAAUGACCUAUUUUUCCAUCAUUAAUCUCCGAAGGACGUCGAUAUAUAGAUAUUGGAACUGUAUCGAUAUUACCCGUACCUAGUUAUUUUCACGUAACACCUUCAUCUAUGCGUAUAAUAGAGGAAAUCCGAAAAUAUGACAUCACCUUCAUAAAUUAUGUUUGACAUUUUUAUGAAUAUGGGGAUAAUAGUUUAGUACAGCGUUACUACGCAGAGGUAGGACUAAGAAUGCUGAAUAAAAAUAACUUUUGCUUUUAUAUGUAAUAAAAACAAUAUUGUGAUUUUAGUUAGAAUGUAAAAAAAAAAACAAUUUAUUCAGCAUUCUUCUGGCCGUUUAUCUCAGGGGUCGCCUACAUUAGGUAUAUUGUUAUAUUAUCUUGUAUUAAUAAGUGUUUUUGUAUUUAUUUUUAAAUUUCAAAUCUAGGGCACGUCGACACGCCGGCCAUAGAGAAUAUCUCGAUUUAUUUUAAAUCGACGCAAUAAAAGUUUUUUGUAUUUUUAUUGUAAUUUAUUAGAUGUAUGUGUAUUAAGAGCUGGCAUUCACUGAUGAUACGGCAUGCUAAAGUAUUCGAAAUAUCUGUAUUUCGGAGAAUGCGUGAGAUGUUAUACAAUGACGUUCUAAAGUGCCACGGCUCGGUUUAUAACGGUUUCAAAUAUGAGCGUUAAGGGUUUUGUAAUAAGGUUUAAAAUGAAUUCAACUGAUGAAAAAUUUUUGCCGUGCCAUGCCAUGCCGUUAAGCCAGUGGAUGCUAACUCUAAUCCUAAAACUUAUAUUGUCCUUUACUUGAUAUUCCAAUGUAAAUUAAAUUAGAAUUAUUUAUCAAAUUAUAGUUAGAAUGUUUUGUACUGAAAUGAGCUCGGUUUAACUUUCAUUGUUCGUGUAUAUGACAAAACAAAUCUGUUUUAUUUUUUUCAAAUAAGUUGAUACAUUUUGUGUAAUCGCUGUUGUUUUUAAAUUGAUUUUGUCAAUUGUUAUAUGAAACCUGUACAUGAAAGUGAGGCCUCUUUUACAGCGGCGGCGCUGUAUGUGUCGAGGAUUCUAGCAAGACGUGGUGGUUUACGCUAUGCUUUUGCCGCCUUUAUCGCGUAAUAUGAAAGAACCCUUAGGUUCAUUUGCCCGUUAUUUUUUUUUUUAUGCAAAUUGGGGCCACCAAACCCAUAUUACAGUAUAUAUACAUUUGCAAGUGUGAUGCAAUAUGAUGAAGCAAUAAAUAGAAGCUGUCCAAUGUAUUUGUAUACUUGGUUGAGAUGACAAUACGUGGCAAUGAUCAGGUGAGGUAAGGCCAAAUUUGAAACUGUUUUGUUAAGCUUGGACUAUCGACAGUGUGUUCGAACUUUGUCCAACUUUUUCAUGUGUUUUUAUUUGGUGGAAAACGAAUAAGUGUUUAUAAUUUAUAUAGGUAUUUUUUGCUUUAAUUUAGACAUAUAAAAAUGAAAAAUAUAUUCACUUAGUAAAAUAUGUUAUUGAAAUUAAAUUAUAAUACUACCAACAUUGUGCAGAUUUUUUUAUAAAAUCAAAAUUUGAAAAUUGAUCUGACAGUGAACUGUUAGAAAUUUUCAAAUUUCGAAAUAAUGAUUACCAUCACCUCACCUGGUCAUCUGCAAACACUAGUCCCCCUUGUUCAUAAAAACUAAAACCUGCAAACCUAUUUGAACUGUUACACUUUCCAAUUGAGAAUUUAGUGUAAAAAAACGAAAAAAAAAAUACAAUUCCAUAGCUAAAAUAGAUUUAUGAGAGAUUGACGUUUUUAUGAAUAAGGAGGUUGGUAUGUUUUAAGAAGAAUGAUUAUCAGCCAUUGGCAUCAUGUAAUGGCACCUAAAAAAAGUUUAAAAAGAAAAACUAUUUCGUUGGCACUACUGAAGAAUAAGGUAUUGUGUGCCUCUUGUAUCAUCUGAAAUUCUUACCCUGUAGACUGAAAGAACAUGGUUAUUUUAUUAUAUAUUAAGAAAUAAAAUGAUUAUUAUUAAUAACCACGCACAUAAUUGAUACAUUAAGGGUAAGUAUCGCGUUGGGAGGUGCCAUCCUCUUGACAAUUGGUUCGUGUUUUUACGGAAAGGUGGCGUUUUAUGGUAGGUACCGGCGACCGCAUUUACGAGUAUAAUGUUACUUUUUUCGAAAUUUCGCACCCAAACGAAUUCAGAUCUUCGGCAAAGAAAUUAUGUCAAAAAGAUACAUUUUUGAUUGUUCAGAGAUUGUAUGGUAGGGUUUAUAAUGAAAUGAGUCAUCUGUAGGUGAUUUGGUUGGGAGAAAUCCAUGGAAGAAAUCCAAAUUUCAUGGUUGACAUAUUUACAAAGGAACGUGUAAUAUGUAUGCGGUGAUCGCAGAUACAAGGCUUUUUAUGUAUUAAUCUAAUCAACGUAAAUGAAAUCAAAUGAUUAAAAGUGACGCCUGCUCACUCGGAUCAUAAAACUAUAAAGAAAUUCUGAAUAAGGAUUUUAUCAUUCCAAAACAAUAUAAUAACAUACUUCAAUUGUGGGAUGCAAUAUUGGCGGGUAUAGAAUAAUAUCGAAACAAGAAACAUUAAGGGUCAUCACACGCGGAUCUAGUGACGACGUAGAAACCCUUUAUUCAUAAAAAAACAAAUAACCCUUUCAUUUUUACGUAAAGACAUCGGUAUACACUUAUGUGAAGAUGAAGUAGAUCAGGUGAUGAAUGCAACAAUACUUAAAGACGAUGGUUUCUAGGGGAAAACGCGUGCAGGUCGACCUGACAGGGAAUGCUGCUAGCAAUAGGGACGUUAUACCCCAUUGCUAAUAAUCUCUCCCCCGGCAGUAAAAUCCUGAAAGAUUUAAAAGAGGUAGACAUGUUUAAUUGAAAGAUAUCAGAGCUGUCAGGGCUGAUUGUGUCCAAAUUCAUCUUUAAUCAAAUUUCAAACCACAUCUCUAGACGUGGUUUCGAUUUUCUUUAGAUUGAGUCGUCGGAAGUUAUUCAACCUGUUAAUAAUUUAGUCCAUUAUUCCGAUUAGUGGGAACAGUCGAAGUGCAUCGUCGGCUGUUGUUUCACAAACUGACAAAAUAUACGACUGAUAGAACAUGUUAAUAUAAUGAAAUUGUAUUAAUGAAUAAAUAGCAUCUGUUAGCGGACUGAACUUGAGAGCCUUGUAACUUGUUUCAAUAUAACGAAUCUAAAAUCA
This is a messenger RNA of Galleria mellonella (greater wax moth), 9645 nucleotides long. It is a transcript of the gene Sec24AB, whose product is annotated as protein transport protein Sec24A. Bases 192 to 4163 code for a protein of 1323 amino acids. NCBI's taxonomy places the organism in Eukaryota, Metazoa, Arthropoda, Insecta, Lepidoptera, Pyralidae. The record is from RefSeq and is a predicted model, not a curated record. Gene Ontology annotation, cellular component: endoplasmic reticulum exit site; COPII vesicle coat. Gene Ontology annotation, molecular function: SNARE binding; zinc ion binding. Gene Ontology annotation, biological process: endoplasmic reticulum to Golgi vesicle-mediated transport; intracellular protein transport; COPII-coated vesicle cargo loading. The transcript is spliced from 16 exons.